Molecule: messenger RNA, 2160 nt
Organism: Triticum aestivum (bread wheat)
Lineage: Eukaryota; Viridiplantae; Streptophyta; Magnoliopsida; Poales; Poaceae
Exons: 10
Coding region: 22-2160 (712 amino acids)
Source: RefSeq, a predicted model, not a curated record
GUUGAAAAAUGAUAGGUACGAAUGGGAAAUGCAAAUAGCAAGGCGCCGGAAGAGAAAAAGGUGUCAGAUGUGCAUGUACCCCCUCUUGCUGACCUACAUUCACAAGGGAGCCAAGGCCAUAAUGUUGACGGAAAUGUUGAUGAAUACAACCCAGCAAUCAUUCCCGUAGCUGACAAUGUUGACAAUUAUCAAAUGACUCCAGACUUGGAAGCACACAAGGAAACAGAUGGAACUGGCAUGACACGGUUAGAGCAGGACGAGCUUACAAACCUAACCAAACACCCUCUUUCUGAGAUAACAAUUGUUCAUCAGCCAGGGCAUGCGAGUUUACACAACCCAUCAUUCUGUAACCAUGAUGUUGCUUCGUUCCCUGGUCCGAGUACUCUCACAGAUAUUUGUGCCUGCGGCCUUGCAGGAAGUUCAUUUGACAAUAAUGUGCCUUCGUUCCCGGAUAGGAGUACUCUUGCAUCACUUUAUGCCACAGGUCACACAGAAGGCUCAAGAGCCAGAGAAUCUGCCCACAAUGAUGUGUGUCUUAAUGCCCUUGGUUGUGGUGGUUCAGAGCUUGUGACAUCGUCUACCCCAACAUGUGAUGUAUACCCAACUCAUUCCCAGACAACGUGUGCUGUUGUGAAUGACCAAGUGAGUUAUAGCAUAACAGACGACAAAAGGGAGCAGAGAAACGCACGACGGCGAGCAACUUAUCGAAAGAAAAAGGAUGAUCAGGUCAAGCUCCAAAAUGAAAAGCAGACUGUUUCCCGACCCCCUCUUGGUGAUAUCACUAAUAUUAAUCAGCCUUCCGGUUCAAUGCCAGCCAACCCAUCAAAUCGGAACUAUACAUCCCGACCCCCUCUUGGUGAUAUCACUAAUAUUGAUCAGCCUUCCGGUUCGAUGCCAGAAGAUGGGUCCGCAUCAGCCAUUGCUGAAUUCAAUCAUGAAAAAGAGUUGGCUAGGAGGCAACAUGCAAGAGACCGCAGUAGUAAUAUGGCAAACGAACCAAGGGAUCGAAGAAACGCACAGAGACGGGCAUCUUAUCGAAAGAAAAAGGAAGAGGGUACGAUCAACCUCCAAAACAAUAAUCAAGUGCAGCGUGAGCGACGAAAGGAACAACGAAACAACAGGACCCCUGAUGAGCAGGGGGAGUCAAGUGCGAAGAGAAAGGCAGACUAUGCUAGAAGGAAAAACACCCCGUGUGCUGAAUCGAUCGCAAUGCCACGUCCAGAUCUAACUAGCGCAUUGUCCAACUCUCCCUCUUUCAACACUCACGUCAAUUGUCCGACUCUCACACUUCGAACCAUCACGCAACAAUCCGGCAGUGAACAGAUAGAUCGUGAUACAACUAUCAAGUCGGCCCCCACAUACAUUCGCAACACCGAAACCGAUGGUGCAUACCUAAGCAGAACCUUAGGUGAUGGUGCUGUAGAUGGCGACCUCAUCGAAAUCAAUGAGCACCUACAAAGUGCCGACCUGCAAACCAGUGAUCCAGUAACAAUUGCGGAUAAUGGAUUUGACGAGCAGAGUCAUGAGUCCAGAGCUCGGCGUAGGACAAGAGAGCGAGCUUGCAAGGGAAGUAUGGCGGCGAUGAAGCGUCAGGAGAAAAUUGGCAAGCGAAAAACAUGUACGCAGGUGCCACGUGGUGAGAGGAAUGCUAUGCUAGAUCGUCGUAAUAAAAGGUUUGUAGGUAGGGUGAAUACCCCAACCGUCAGGUCCAUCUCCAUACCGAAAAUGAGCUCAACGGGACAACCUACCAUAGUUGAAGCACACAGUGCCUCAACAUCAUCUAGCACGCCGGAGUACACGAUCAGAAGUGAAGGUAACACGCCCAUCCUUACUCUCCUUGCGUCCCUUGAGACUGAACCCUCAUUUGUGUUGUUUGGCACCUGGGCAGACGACAUGGACUCUUACCUCAAUGGUCUCAUGAAUGAUGAUGUCAAUCCUGACGACCUCUUUGACGAUGAAUAUUACCUGUUUGCUGGUGAAGGCUCAGAUGCUGAUGACUUGGAGCACGACGAAUUGGAAGACUCAAGUCACGAAAACUAUGUCGACCAUGAUCCAUUUGACUAUGUGUACUCAAACCUGCCAGCCAACACACACAUCCUGAAGCACGCCGCGAACUGCGACCACUGCAAGGCCAAGAAGUUUGUGAGCGAGGCCCCAUGA